Messenger RNA from Rhipicephalus microplus (southern cattle tick), 937 nucleotides. RefSeq lists its product as uncharacterized. The record is from RefSeq and is a predicted model, not a curated record. Lineage: Eukaryota; Metazoa; Arthropoda; Arachnida; Ixodida; Ixodidae.
UUGCCGUGUAAAGGCUAUAUAAACCAUUCACGCAAAGCUUCAGGCACGAUUCUUACCAGCAGUACACUCGGCGUACGCACGCUACUUUCCCGGUGAUCUCAACGAUGCAGGCUAUUACGCUGGCUUCCCUUCUCGUCCUGCUGCCCCGUCUGGUUAUUGUCAGCGGUAGCAGCAUAAUGUUCAACAUAUCCUCGGAGGCUACAACGGACGUCGCUGAGGCCAGCCGGUCCAUUCCGGUCUCGCUCGUUCCUCUGGCUCUAGCUGUUGCUGGUCCGGCCAUCGCCGUAGCCCUGGGCGCCCUGAAGCCCGUCCUACUGGUGCUGGGACUCCUCUACUUAUCGCUGUUCGGCCUCACGUACGUUCCCGUGGUCGACCACCUUCUCCAGGCCAGCUUCCGCGCGUUCGGCGCCAUCGUCACGGACAGCAUGUCUGCCGACGUGGGGCGUGACCUGCUUCGAGUGGUCGGUCUGGACACCGAAGCAUGCCGCACCCGCGCGGUCUGCGAGAUCACCGAGGACGCCGUCCGAAAGUACCCCACUGUCGCGGCCAUGUUGCGGUCGCUCACCGGUGCCGUCCAAGCCCACGGCAACAACGAAAGUGUCCUGAAGGGUCUGCUGGGUGGACUGUCCGGGCUCGGCUGCGAAUCUCUCUAUUCCACGUGUUCUCAGUCGCCGAUCAGCAGGUUUCUCAGACACGCGUCCUGAAUAUUGACCAGGAAGCCAGCUUCUUCGAACUUCGACGCUUUUAGGUAGAAAACGUUUUUACUCUCCUCAUGGUUGAACUGUUCAAGCGCUUAAGCGUUUCUUGAAACAGCCUUCAUAUAGGUCAGCAUAUUUACACCCAACUUUAUACUCUCGCACGCUUACUUAGGUUCCUACAUCAUCAUCAUGUCAUACCAGUUACUCUAGAUGCAAAUAAAGAGGGGCCAUUGACGACA